AUGGCAUCCCUCAAACAAUUCAUUCGAAAUGUUCGCUCGGCCAAGACCAUCGCCGACGAGCGCGCCGUCAUUCAGAAAGAGAGUGCCGCAAUCCGUGCCUCGUUCCGGGAAGAAAGUCAUGAUUCGGGUAUCCGGAGAAACAACGUGGCCAAGCUGCUGUACCUAUUUACGCUCGGAGAACGGACGCACUUUGGUCAAAUCGAAUGUCUGAAACUGCUGGCGUCCCACCGCUUCGCCGACAAGCGGUUGGGUUACUUGGGUACAAUGCUGUUGUUGGAUGAAAAUCAAGAAGUGUUAACGCUGGUCACCAACUCGUUAAAAAAUGAUCUCAACCAUUCGAACCAAUAUAUCGUCGGGCUCGCUUUGUGUGCACUGGGUAAUAUCGCCUCCGUCGAGAUGUCCCGAGACCUGUUCCCCGAAGUCGAAAACCUCUUGUCUACCGCCAACCCCUACAUUCGACGAAAGGCCGCGAUUUGUGCCAUGCGUAUCUGUCGCAAGGUCCCCGACCUGCAGGAGCAUUUCUUUGAGAAGGCGAAGACGCUCUUGUCGGACCGGAACCAUGGUGUUUUACUGUGCGGGUUGACACUGGUAAUCGACAUGUGCGAGGCGGAGGAAGCGGAGGAAGGCCAGGAGGGCGUCAUCGAAAUGUUCCGGCCCCUCGCCGGUGGUCUCGUCCGUGCCUUGAAGGGGUUGACGACGUCCGGAUACGCCCCGGAGCAUGACGUUUCCGGGAUCACGGAUCCUUUCGUUCAAGUCAAGAUCUUGCGUCUGCUUCGGGUGCUGGGAAGAGGUGAUGCGGCGACUAGUGAGUUGAUCAAUGAUAUUCUGGCCCAGGUGGCCACCAACACCGAUUCAACCAAGAAUGUCGGCAAUGCUAUUCUCUACGAAGCCGUCCUCACGAUUCUCGACAUUGAGGCCGAUUCCGGCUUGCGGGUCCUGGGUGUCAACAUCCUCGGAAAAUUCCUCACGAAUAAGGACAACAACAUCCGCUACGUUGCUCUUAACACGCUGAACAAGGUUGUCGCGAUCGAGCCCAACGCCGUCCAGCGACACCGUAACACCAUCCUGGAGUGUCUGCGCGACCCCGACAUUAGUAUCAGGCGGCGCGCUCUUGACCUCAGCUUCAUGUUGGUCAAUGAGAGCAACGUGCGCAUUCUCGUUAGAGAGCUGCUCGCCUUCUUGGAAGUGGCCGAUAAUGAAUUCAAGCCCGCGAUGACUACCCAGAUCGGAAUAGCGGCCGACCGCUUCGCACCAAACAAGCGCUGGCACGUCGACACGAUCCUCCGCGUUCUCAAACUGGCCGGUGCCUAUGUCAAGGAGCAGAUCCUGUCAUCGUUUGUUCGUCUCAUUGCGACCACCCCGGAAUUGCAGACCUACUCUGUGCAGAAGCUGUACCUGUCGCUGAAGGAGGACAUCUCGCAGGAGGGGCUGACGCUUGCCGCUACUUGGGUCAUUGGCGAGUAUGCCGACAACCUCCUCGAGGGUGGUCAGUACGAGGAAGAGGAACUGGUCAAGGAGAUCAAGGACAGCGAUAUCGUCGAUCUAUUUAACAACAUUCUCAACAGCACAUAUGCCACCCCCACCGUGAUUGAGUACAUCACCACCGCCUCGAUGAAGUUGACCGUGCGCAUGACCGACCCUUCACAAGUCGAGCGUCUCCGUCGCUUCCUGAACAGCCGCACGGCCGACCUGAGCGUCGAAAUCCAACAGCGUGCUGUUGAGUACAACAACCUAUUCGGCUACGAUCAGAUCCGGCGAGGUGUUCUUGAACGGAUGCCGCCGCCCGAGAUCCGCGAGGAACAGAGAGUGCUGGGAGCUCCGACCAAGAAACGACAGAGCAAAAUCCUCAAGGCGAAGACGCAGAAGCCUGCCAAACAGGCCGAACAGGAUAUGCUGCUUGACCUCAUGGGUGGCUCCGAUGCUCCGGCGACCAGCCCUACUGGCAACGGAUCGUCGCAGAAUACAGCCGACCUGCUUGCAGACAUUCUGGGCGGCGACUCGGGACUCUCCUCUCCAUCCCCUGCUCCCCAGCAACCGGCGCAGACCAACACCAGUGCUAUCAUGGACCUCUUCGGGUCCAACGGCAACAACACCCCUUCUCCCCGUCCCGCUGAGCCCGCCAGUUCUUCUCUCGAUCUCCUCGGAGGGGGCCUAGGAUCCAGCGCAUCGCCAGCUCCCACUCCUUCGUCCCCAGCACCCACUGCACACGCCGCGUUCAAUAAGAACGACCUCAGUCUCACUCUGGCAGUGCAACGAAGCAACCCAUCCACCGCACAGAUCCAGGCUCGCUUCCGAAACCUGUCGAGCUUCAACCGCUUCGCCAACGUCGGACUCCAAGCCGCGGUGCCCAAGAGCCAGCGGCUUCAACUCAGUGCGAUCAACAAGGCCGAACUGGAUGCCGGCGAGGAAGGCAUUCAAAUGCUGAAAGUCGCCGGUCUCAACGGGGCUCUCCCUCCCAAACUCCGCCUCCGUCUCCGUAUCUCAUACGCAAAGGACGGGUCUGACCCUGUAACAGACCAAGUCGACUGGUCAGAGCCGUAA
This is a messenger RNA of Aspergillus melleus, 2541 nucleotides long. It is a transcript of the gene APL4, whose product is annotated as AP-1 complex subunit gamma. Gene Ontology annotation, cellular component: Golgi apparatus; AP-1 adaptor complex; membrane coat. NCBI's taxonomy places the organism in Eukaryota, Fungi, Ascomycota, Eurotiomycetes, Eurotiales, Aspergillaceae. The transcript has 5 exons. The record is from RefSeq and is a predicted model, not a curated record. Gene Ontology annotation, molecular function: clathrin-cargo adaptor activity. Gene Ontology annotation, biological process: intracellular protein transport; Golgi to vacuole transport; receptor-mediated endocytosis. The coding region runs from base 1 to 2541 and encodes 846 amino acids.